AUGAAACCCCCAGGAAGAAUACUCGUGCUAACUCGCUUUCAGUUUGGCCAGACUGAGGCCCUCGAAACGACCGUCCUGGCUAGCAUCCCAUUCGCCCAGUGGGAUGACACUACUAAGAAGAUAUUCAAAGGGGCCUCGGAUGAUGGAUGCCUUAUCGUCACCAGUUCCACGAUUUUCUAUGCUAAAGGGGGCGGUCAACCAAGCGAUACUGGCACCAUGACCUCUCUCGACCAGACUUCAACCUUCACCGUCACCUCUGUCCAGAAGCUCCCGUCCGGAACAAUCAUGCAUCUCGGGACAUACUCCGGCAACCCCUUCCAGGAAAAGAUGCUCGUGGCCCAGAAGAUCAACAAGGACGCGCGAAAGCUACAUUCGCAAAUUCAUGACGCCGGCCACAUUCUCGCCUUAGCUGUCCGAAGACUGGGGAUACCAGAUUUGCGAGAGGUCAAAGCACAGCACUACCCCGACGUUGCAUUUGUCGAGUUCCAAGGCAUCAUCGGGGGUGACAAGAAGGAGGAGAUUGAGCGAAUCGCCAAUGAGAUAGUCGGUCAUGACCGCUCGAUCGCCGUUCGUUGGUGGUCACCAGAGGAACUCAAGGCCAAGUCCUGGACAAUGCCGGAGGAUAUUGGCGAUGGGAAUGACCUGAUUAGAGCUGUGGAAAUCGAGGGCGAAGGUGCCUACAUGUGCGGGGGAACACACGUGAAGAGUACGGCGUUGGUAGGGAAGUUGAAGGUAAGAAAGAUAAAGAGGCAGCAAGGAAUAACAAAAAUCUCUUAUGAGAUGGUGUAG
Messenger RNA from Fusarium vanettenii 77-13-4, 789 nucleotides. RefSeq lists its product as uncharacterized. Gene Ontology annotation, molecular function: nucleic acid binding; ATP binding; Ser-tRNA(Ala) deacylase activity. The transcript is spliced from 2 exons. Lineage: Eukaryota; Fungi; Ascomycota; Sordariomycetes; Hypocreales; Nectriaceae. Gene Ontology annotation, biological process: alanyl-tRNA aminoacylation; regulation of translational fidelity. The coding region runs from base 1 to 789 and encodes 262 amino acids. The record is from RefSeq and is a predicted model, not a curated record.